Molecule: messenger RNA, 533 nt
Organism: Cylas formicarius (sweet potato weevil)
Lineage: Eukaryota; Metazoa; Arthropoda; Insecta; Coleoptera; Brentidae
Exons: 3
Coding region: 46-507 (153 amino acids)
Source: RefSeq, a predicted model, not a curated record
GUAUUACACAAUCGUUUUCUUUAUCCCGCUGAUCGUUACUGAAAAAUGACUGGCGCUCGAUGCAUUUUGGCACUUCUUGCAGCUGCUGCGUUAUGGUGUUUCUGUUGCAGCGUCAAGACGGAUAACGUGUACCUCCAACUGGUUAAGUCUAAGUUAUACCUGGAUAAAGACGCAAAUCUAGUGAAGAAUAAAGAUCAAGCCACCACUUUCACUUUCGACCAAUAUGGCCCCCGCAGUGAGAAUAUCGUGAAAAUCGUAAGCAAGGCGGGAAAAUACUUAGAAGUCAAAGGAGGAUGUGGUAACAAAGACAUCGCCCUGGGAGAAGUAAAAAAAGAUGCAGUUGAGCAACUGUUUUUCAUUGACGAUGAGUCUCCUAACGACACGAUGGCUUCUUCGUGUGACAAAAAUUUAGUCGUGGGACCCGACGAAAAUCAUAAGAAACUUAUCCUUAGGGAAGUCGGUUCUGAUUUAGAAGAAGUUAAAUUUAUUACCGACCCGUUGUAUUAAAUGAUAAAUUUAAUAAAAGGCCUAUG